AGUGAGGCAACUUCCGAGCGGCGCUCCAGCCAAAAGGGCAAAGCCUCCGGCGCCGAGAGGGAGGCUGCUUUUGCCGGGAGAAGGAAACAUGCCCAGGAGACUCAGGGGGAGGCGCGCUCCUUCGGGCUGAACGUCUGCUGAGACCUCGGGUUGGGGAAAAGAGAGAAGGAAGGAAGGAGGAGAAGGAGAAGCUGCCUCCGAAGCCCCUCGGCCCGCCGCUCCUGCGAUGGGGAGCCACGAAGCGGCCACUUUGGAGCCCAGCGAGUUCCCCCCAGACAAUGACAGACCACAAGUUGCCUUUGAUGAAUCCAGACGGCUCAGCAAAGAACAGAUGUUUAUAUUGAUAGCAACAGCAAGUGUCAACUUCAGUUCAAUGAUCUGCUAUUCAAUCCUGGGGCCCUUUUUUCCAAAAGAGGCAGAAAAGAAAGGUGCUAACAGUACAAUAGUUGGAUUCAUUUUUGGAUGCUUUGCUUUAUUCAACUUCCUGGCGUCUUUGAUCAUGGGAAAGUAUCUUGUACAGAUUGGAGCAAAGUUUAUGUUUGUUACUGGAAUGCUUGUUUCAGGAAUUGUAACAAUUCUCUUUGGGCUGUUGGAUAAAGCCCCAGAUGGGCCCAUGUUCAUAGGACUCUGUUUUUUGGUCCGAGCAGUGGAUGCAAUUGGUUUUGCUGCCUCGAUUACUGCUUCAUUUUCUAUUAUCGCAAAGGCAUUCCCCAACAACAUAGCUACAGUUAUGGGCAGCCUUGAAAUUUUUACUGGACUGGGGCUAGUAUUGGGGCCCCCUAUUGGUGGCUUUUUAUACCAGUCAUUUGGCUAUGAAGUCCCUUUCAUUGUACUUGGAAGCUUAGUUCUGCUUAUGGUGCCUCUCAAUAUGUAUCUCUUACCAAAGUACGAUUCAACUCCUGGUAAAGAUUCAUUCUGGAAGCUUGUUAUUAUACCCAAAGUGAUCCUCCUCUGUCUUACAAUAUUUUCAUUAAGUGCAUGCUUAGGUUUCCUAGAUCCUACGAUGUCCCUAUUUGUCUUGAAAAAGUUCAAACUGCCUGCUGGCUAUGUUGGACUUGUCUUCUUGGGGUUGGCACUCUCCUAUUCCUUAUCCUCACCAUUACUUGGUUUUCUUAGUGAUAAAAAGCCGCAUUCAAGGAAAUGGCUAAUAGUCUUUGGAGGUCUACUGACAGCACUGUGCUAUUUUUUCUUGGGACCAGCACCCAUUUUUCAUAUAGAAAGCAAACUUUGGCUCUUUGUUCUAAUGUUGGUUUUGAUUGGUUUUUCUCUUGGAAUGAAUGGUAUGCCAGUAUUCCCUGAGAUACUCGGCUGUGCAUAUGAGAAUGGAUUUGAAGAAGGAUUGAGCUUGCUAGGGCUGGUCUCUGGGCUCUUCAGUGCAGUAUGGUCACUUGGGUCUUUUGUGGGUCCAACAUUAGGUGGAUUUCUUAAUGACAAGCUGGGUUUUGAAUGGGCUGCAGCCAUUCAAGGUGGAUUCCCACUGUUAAGUGGGAUCGCUGUAGGAAUAUUCUAUAUCUAUGAGACCUCACAUAGAAGAAGAUCCAGUCACGAAAACCUGUUGGCCACAGAACAAGAAAGAACUCAUCUAUUAUCAAGUGAAACGUAGCUGGAAAUGUUUACUGUUCCAGGCUGAAACCUGACAUCUGGUGGCAUAUUUAGAAGCCUAACGCACAAACAAAGAGUAAUAAAUACUUAUAUGUGGCCAUCCUUUUCAUAAUGAUCCAAUAUGACCUCUGGAUUCUGGAACUGUAAUGCACCUCUCCAUUAUCAGAAGAAAUGCCUUCAAAAAUAUUUCUGUAAUAAACUAUUUGAAUUGGCUACAUCUGAGACUGGCAAAGAUAGUAGAUGGAGAGAGAACAAUUGUGCACUGUGAAAUAUGUUAUGUAUUUCUCUGCUUUUGUACUUUAACAUCACAAAUAGAGUCAGUACUAAAUAAAUCUGCAGGUUCAGUUUCUUAAGAAGUAUAUUUUGUUCAUACAUUUCAAAGAAUAUUACACUGAACUUUUUAAUGAAUGUUAUAACAUUGUUUGCUUACUAAUUUAAAAUAAAGAAUGAAACACUAUCAUUUAUAAAAAAAAA
This is a messenger RNA of Anolis sagrei ordinatus, 2076 nucleotides long. RefSeq names its product solute carrier family 18 member B1 (gene SLC18B1). The record is from RefSeq and is a predicted model, not a curated record. Gene Ontology annotation, molecular function: transmembrane transporter activity. Lineage: Eukaryota; Metazoa; Chordata; Lepidosauria; Squamata; Anolidae. Gene Ontology annotation, biological process: transmembrane transport.